Messenger RNA from Alexandromys fortis (reed vole), 944 nucleotides. It is a transcript of the gene CUNH16orf95, whose product is annotated as chromosome unknown C16orf95 homolog. The record is from RefSeq and is a predicted model, not a curated record. Lineage: Eukaryota; Metazoa; Chordata; Mammalia; Rodentia; Cricetidae. The transcript is spliced from 7 exons. Bases 105 to 944 code for a protein of 279 amino acids.
CCAAAGCCCUGGAUGGAAACGUUUCUUUUAAAGUUACAAUUCGCGCACAUCUGACGGGCAUGUGAAGCCCAGGGUCACUGAGCUUUCGCCCCAUUUAAUAACGAAUGGCUCUGGAUAGAAGUGGGUCCCAGAUGUCAGAGACACUCAAAGGGAAUGUAGCCCAUGGGAACUCCCAGGCCUGUCCUACCUCCUGUCUCUUUUCAGGGGACCGAGGUCGGGAACAGGGUCGGGACCGGGACCGGGGUGCCUCGCGCGCGCAGAGGACCAUCCACAGGAAAUGGAAGGGUUUAUUUCAGACCUUCGGAAAGGAGGUGUGCAUCACGGGUCACUCGGUGUACCCCGGUCUCCACACCACCCUCCAGGAGUACAUGUGUUGCCAGUGCUAUGCCAGGUUUGGGGGCCACUUGCCCGUGCCCUGGGCUGAUGCACUGCUACCAUACUGGGUCCCUCUGUCCCUGAGACCACGAAAGCAGGUCUCAAAGAUGAUGCGAUGUUCUAUCCCCAGAGCCAUAAGGUCAUGUCGUUGCCCCUGCCACUGCUUUGGGGGCCGCCUUCCAAUGCCCAGGGAUAAGGCUGUUAUGCCCUAUUGGGUGCCCCAGGGGCUGAGGUCACAGAAGAAGGUGGUGAAGAGGCUGAAGAACGGCAAAGACACCCCAGAGUGCUCUCUGGAAUCAAGCAGCUGGUAUGGCUGUUGGCGGGUCUGUGGGGACCGGCGUCUCCUCCUCAAGUGGCAGCAGCUCCAGGCCCUUUAUCAAGAUGAGCUGCCCGACCCUCGGGAGGAUGAGCUGCCCGACCCUCAGGUGGAUGAGGUGCCAGACCCUCAGGAGGAUGAUCCACCUGCUGGCGGCUUAGGCUUCCUCCUGCCCGUGAGCUUCAAUCUUCUGACCCUGCUGCAGGCUGUCCUGAGGGCCAUCAUGGCCAUUCGCCAUUUGUUUUGGGACUGA